This is a messenger RNA of Gongylonema pulchrum, 891 nucleotides long. NCBI's taxonomy places the organism in Eukaryota, Metazoa, Nematoda, Chromadorea, Rhabditida, Gongylonematidae. The record is from the annotation of a GenBank genome assembly.
AUGCGUGAAGUGGUGCUCGUGGUUCUACAACUCGCUCGCAUGACGGUUACCGAUUUACUCGGUAGUUUGAAUCUUCCUGAGGAACAUAUCCAGUAUUGGCUAAACAGGAACGAAGCACUGCACAAUUUCUGUUCGCAAAAUGAAACAUGCUACUCGAAGUACGAGCUGAAUAAUAAGCAGUGUUGGGGCUAUGAAGCAAGCUGCAGCAAGAAGGAUAGUUUUUCGGCCAGAAAAGCGAAGUGCACCAAACCAAACAGUUGGCAAAAACAAAUUUUCAAAAAACAAGCCGAUUUCGCAAAACUUGCCGAAGUAUUAAGCACCAUUACACCAAUUUGCGUUUCAAAUUAUUCUGAAGGCAGCUCGCUGGAAUGUUCCAGUCAUUUGAGGUUUUGUCGUGCAAAAAAUAUCUUUUUUGAUUUCCACAAUUUAAACGCAAAAAACUCGAAGCGAUAUCGUAAUGAUGUAAUCCAGAAAGGUCAAGCGGGUGGUAACUGUAAUAUGCUGUUCAAUGAAGCAGCACUGCGCAGCAGAGCUGACGAAAAAAGUUAUCUACAAAGCUGGGCACAUGAAUUAGAACAUUUUUCGUCUUAUCCGACUUUUGAGGUCUCCAAGCGGCAGUGUGAUGUGAUUUUUGAGAAGCCAACAGUGCUGAUCAAAUUAGAUGCCGCAUCGAGCAUGUAUCAUCAUUUCUGUGAUUUCGUCAAUCUGUAUGCAAGCCAGCACGUCAAUGGUUCCGUUGAUAUGGAUAUCGACAUCCUGUGGUGGGAUACUGUGAGUUUUCUUGCUGCUGCUUCGCCUAAACCACUCAUAAUACACUAUGCUCGCAACUGCGAACGCGCUAGCGAGCCAAGCGCACUAGCAACAGUUAUCGCCAAUAAGAACUGCGGUUGA